GUGGGAGUGUUCCUUUUCUUGCAGUUCAAGACACCUGUCGCACAGCAGGACCUUUCUAGGCAGCUGCGCACAGGAUAAUCUCCGCUCACGUUCAACCAGGAGACUGCCAGACGAGGCAGAGCGCGAGUGUGCGGCCGGAGCCAGCCCAGCUUGCCCGACAUGUCAGCCGCACCCGCGAUCAAGGGUGGCUCCCUCGCCAUCCCCGUCGCGGGCGGGAGGGAGGAGCUGGACAUUAACUUGAGCAACCUCUUCGGUGCUGCACCCGCCGCUGCAGGUGACGAGCAGGUCGAUUUCGAGUUCGUCAGGCAGGUCCUGCGAACCGAGCUCCCGCCGGUCGUGUACUGGUGCGUCAUCGCCCAUUACUGCCUAACCCAGGGCCACCCAUUGGAAGCCGAGAGCCUCUGCCACGAGGCGCUCCACUUUUACGAGCGUCAAGGACCAGACUUGGUGCCGGUGCACAACCUGCUCGCGAGCAUCUCCCUUGCGAGGGCGAGGACUGCCCCCCAAGAGAUCCUCGCAGAUGCCCGCUACAAAAUCCUCGAUCCGGCAACAGAGCUGCCCAAGGCGCACCACCAUGCGCAGGCUGAUGCCGCCAUCAAACAGGCCGAGCGCGUACUGCAGUCUGUGGCGAGUUCUAAAGACCCGCGAAUGCAAUACUAUCGGCAGCUCACCGCGCUCAACCGAGGCAUCUUCAUGCUCUCGCGGGGCCAGUACGAUACGGCCCUCCCCUGCUUUGACUUCGUCCUGCGGCACCACCCGCAGCACGCUGUCGCUCUCCUUGGAAAAGGCUGUUUGCACCUGCGCAAAAAGCAGUGGGCCCAGGCGCUGAAGUUGUACCAGCUUGCCUUGCGCGUGAGCAUUCAGAUCAACAAGACCGCAGAGGACGUGUGCGAUCCUUCUUCGCGAUGGAAUGGUCCCGAUCCGCGCAUCGGCAUCGGCCUUGCUCUCUGGGGCAAUGGUCAGCACGAGGAAGCGCGGCGGGCAUGGCAGCGCAGCCUUGCCGUCCACCCCGGCUCGCACAGCGCGCACACGCUGCUCGGCGUGUCAUCCCUAGCGCUCUACAGCCAGCCGCAGGCGCUUGAGGGUUGCGCGAGUCCAGAGGCAGAAGCGCAGGAGCGUGAUCAGCUCUAUAACGAGGGCAUCAAGCACAUCCAGGCUGCCUUCAAGAUCGACAACCGCAGCGCCAUCUUGGCCGUUGCGCUUUGCUCGCACUUUACUACCAAGGCCGAUCUGCUCAUUGAGUCUGGUCUACUCGCCUCUGGCGACGACCACGAGUGGGCGACCGUGCGCAACCACCUCAGUGCGGCACUCAAACUUGGUGAGCACGCCAUCCAGUAUGCUGAGCUGUCCAGAGCCGGCAUCCAGGCGAAGCUGCAUUUUGCGCGCGCUCUGCACAUGAUGUCAUACCUCCCGGGCGGAGAAAUUGCGUUGCGGACCGUCGCGCAAAGGUACUACACCAUGGUUCUUGACGAAAGCAGCAAGGCAGGACAGAUCCCCAGCAUGGCAGCAGCAGCUGUGGACAGCAAGGGCCUGCAGGUGACCGACGCGCUUGCCGUCGUCGGACUGGCGCAGAUCCAGAUCUCGACCGGCAGCACGCCCGCUGCAAAGAAGACACUGUUGCGCUUCCUACCCAAAGCUCAGUCCGGCGGCUCGAAUGCCCUUGAGGUCAUUCUCCUCGCCGUCAGCCUCGAUGUGCAACCGGCGACAUCUGCGAGCCUUCUGGAGCGUGCGCUCAAGCUGCUCGAAGCUGCAGAGCGCGAGAGCGAGCGCCUAGCUCACCAGCACCCCAACGUUAUGCAGGAGGAAAGCGAGAACCUCUUCAUCGCUUCAUCCGACUUUUCGCGCUCCAGCCUCAAGAAGGAGCUGCUUGGGCUUAGGGCGCUGCAAGGCAUUGCGACGCUUGCCCGCGACCCGCUCAUCUUUGUCGAGAUGGCCAACUUUAUCCGCGCACAAGACCCGAGCCUCGCUGCGCGCUGCUAUUCUGCGGCUCUGCGUAUUAUAGAAGCGCCAGCAAAAGAGCUAAGUACGCGUGACACCGCGCUGAGCGUCCAGUUGCGCAGCAAUCUCGGUGGCAUACUCAGUCUCCGGGCACUGGAGAUGGACAGCUCUGAGGGCUCUGAGCGAGCGAACUUGCUCGACCAUGCGAUCGCUGAGCUUCAGGGAGCCCUUGUUGCAGCCUCCAAGAUCCCCGCUGGCUCGCCCGAGUCGGCCGCAGCGGAAGCCGUGCGCGUUGUCUCGCUGUACAACUUUGCGCGCGUCUGCGAGCUCACCGACCCAAGCAAGGCAGAGCAAGCGUACCAGACGGUGCUCGCUGCGCACCCUGAGUACCUCGACGCGAAAGUUCGUCUGGCGCUGCUGCACGUGACUGGAGAGAAGAGUGGUGGCGCGGCCGCUGCAGAGGCACUUUUCAAGGAGGUCUUGGCGAGCGAUAAUACCAACUUUGAUGCGCGGCUCAGCUAUGCCAUCUUCCGAGCUGGCCAGCUGCCCGGGUCACCCAAGACAGAGUGGACAAGCGUCAAGGAGUUUCUUGCGGAGGUCUUCCAAGGCCCUACACCAGCUGGCGCGAAGUCAUUCGGAUCCAAGACAGAUGCCAAAAGCAUUCAGACAAAAGGGCAGCAGGAUGCUCCGUAUCUUGCUGCGCUUGGGUGGGCCUACUAUCAAGCGCACGUGCACGGCAAGCCAGGCCCGGACCCGAAAGCUGAGCGAACCAAGGCGCUGUACCGUGCCAUUGACCUCUUCGACCGAGCGCUGCAGGCGGACAAGCUCAAUGCGUUCGCCGCGCAAGGCAUGGCUAUCCUGCUUGCUGAGGAUGCGCUCGGCGAGGCGACGGCGGAGCGGCAGCUCUCGGCGGGCAUCGCGCAGGCCGCAUCGGACCAACGAGCAGAGGAGCGCCGCAAAAAAUCGGCCGAUGAGGCCAUCGCCGUCUUGGGCAAGCUUCGCGACGUACGUGAGGAUUCGAGCGUCUACAUCUGCCAGGGCCAUGCGUUCAUGAUCAAAGACGAGUUCGAUAGGGCAAUCCAGGUUUACGAACUUGCUGCUUCCAAGUUUCACCCAGACGGCAAUCCGUCGUUGCUGCAGAAUCUCGCGCGUGCCGAGUAUGCGAAAGGCAUUUCAUUUAAGAUCCCACUGCAUCUCUGGCGCUCGAUAGACUACUUGGAUCAGGCGAGGAAAAAGCUGGACGCUCGCGGUGACUCGUCAUCCCUCUUAGAAUGCAGCUGGAUCCGCUACAAUGAGGCUGUCACUCGGCAGCAACUGUUGCAGAUGCUUCACAAUCUCAAGCCCGACAAGCGUAGCAGCGACGAGAUAUCAAAGGCGGCCGAUGGGCUCAAGCUUGCGUUGUCGCUUUUUACCGAUCUCCUUCCCAUCGCCCAGAAGCAUCAGCUGUCUCACAUCACUGCCGACCUCGUUGAGCAGCGCAUCCAAUACGGCGAGAAUAAGCUGCUAGCCCAGAGUGAAGAGGUCCUUUCGGAGCAGAAGGCAUACGAGGCGACCGUCAACGCCGCUCGCGAAGAGGCGGAGGCGUUGCUCGCUGAGAAGGAGGCUCUGAAGGAGAAGCUGCGUGCGGAGCGCGAAGCUGAGCAGAUCCGCAAAGCCGAAGAGCUCGUGGCUAAGCGCUUGGCUGCGAAGGAGAAGCUCAACGAGGUGGACUGGGCCGUGCUCAACGCUGUUGUCGACGAAAAGCGCACUAAGUCUGGUGGCUCUAAGAGCCGAAGAAUGAAGCAGCAUGAGGAAGAAGAUUUAGGCAUCGUCAACGAUGAGAGUGAGGAAGGCGGCGAUACCCUGUUUAGCGCAGCAGGGUCGGACGAGGAUGACGAUGCACCAAAUGAUGUCGACAACGAUGCUGCACGAGCGUCGAAAGCACUAAGCAAGCUCAAGCGCAAAAAGGAAUCUCAGAAGCGGAUUAAGAAGAAGAGACAGGCCACCUCCGACACGGAUGAGUCAGACGCCGCUGAGGAUAGUGAGGUGGAACCCCGACCCAAGAAGAAAAAGCGCGGCAAGCCUCAAAUUUUCGAUGAAGAUGACCUCAUCGACUCUGAUGAAGAGGCCUAAGGGAGUGAAGCAAACGCAAUACACGUCCGCACGCGUCCACAGUGCAUCUCUACUUUUACGCGAUAAGGGCCUCUCUAUAUCAAAUACGAAAGGCUUACACUACUGUUUUGCGUCUAUGAUGAUAUAUGCAUGUCUGGCAAAGAGGCAUUGUAUCUUGCUACUGGGAAUGUCUUCCUGCAUUCAGUUCGCUGGUGUGC
Messenger RNA from Tilletiaria anomala UBC 951, 4247 nucleotides. RefSeq lists its product as uncharacterized. The transcript has 3 exons. Gene Ontology annotation, cellular component: Cdc73/Paf1 complex. Bases 160 to 4050 code for a protein of 1296 amino acids. NCBI's taxonomy places the organism in Eukaryota, Fungi, Basidiomycota, Exobasidiomycetes, Georgefischeriales, Tilletiariaceae. The record is from RefSeq and is a predicted model, not a curated record. Gene Ontology annotation, molecular function: RNA polymerase II complex binding. Gene Ontology annotation, biological process: regulation of DNA-templated transcription.